AUCCAGCUUACGGCCGGAUCCGCCCACAACGAAGCACGCAGGCAGCUUCGUCCCGUGUCCGUCGCGUCGCGCAACAAAACCAGCGGGAGGAGAAAAAGAUUAGUAGAACGAACGAGGAGAGGCCUUGUUGAUUGGAAAUCGACCAUCCAAAUCCGAGCCCUAAUCCUUCGCAUUUCCUGGAGCGCUAUCUUCAUCUGUCCGCGUCGAGCGGGAGAUGAUGGGGGCGGCGGACAAGGCCGAACUAGGGUUCGAGGAGGAGGAUGAUAUGGCGGCCGACACGCCGCCGCCGGCCAGGAAGAUGCAGUCGCUCGAUUUCGAGCACAUCGGCUCGCUCGCGGCGGUGGCGGAGUCGCUCUCGCCCCGGAGCAAGUGGCGGAUGGCGCUCAGGAGCAUACGCAUCGUCAUCUUCCAGGCCAAGAUCAAUGUGCUCCUGCCCUUCGGGCCCCUCGCCAUCACGCUUCACUACCUCUCCGGGAACCACCAAGGAUGGGUUUUCCUUUUCAGCCUAGUUGGUAUCACACCCUUGGCCGAGAGAUUGGGAUAUGCAACUGAGCAACUUGCUUGCUACACUGGCCCAACAAUUGGGGGGCUUCUAAAUGCUACUUUUGGAAAUGCGACAGAGAUGAUUAUCUCGAUAUAUGCUCUGAAAAACGGAAUGAUUCGUGUCGUACAGCAGUCACUACUAGGCUCUAUAUUAUCAAACAUGCUGUUAGUUCUUGGGUGUGCUUUCUUUGCUGGUGGGCUUGCUCAUCCUAAUAGAGAUCAGGUCUUCAAUAAGGCAUCAGCUGUUGUGAACUCUGGGUUGUUGUUGAUGGCUGUCUUGGGUCUAAUGUUUCCAGCGGUGCUUCACUUUACACAUUCUGAAGCGCACUAUGGAAAAUCCGAAGUUUCUCUUUCAAGGUUUAGUAGCUGCAUAAUGCUUGUGGCUUAUGCUAGCUAUCUUUUUUUUCAACUCAAGAGCCAGCGCAGUCUGUACAGCCCAAUUGGCGAAGAAGAAGAAAGCACUGAGGAUGAGGAGGAUGAAAAGGAGAUAGCACAGGGGGAAGCUAUCUCCUGGCUUUUUGUAUUGACUAUUUGGAUUUCAAUUCUCUCUGGGUACCUGGUAGAUGCCAUACAGGGGGCCUCUGAAUCAUUAAAAAUGCCACUGGCCUUUAUUAGUGUUAUUCUGCUUCCUAUCGUGGGGAAUGCUGCUGAGCAUGCAAGCGCCAUUAUGUUUGCCAUGAAAAACAAACUUGACAUUACAUUGGGUGUCGCCAUAGGGUCGUCAACACAGAUAUCUAUGUUUGUGAUUCCAUUCUGUGUGGUAAUUGGCUGGAUGAUGGGGGAAGAGAUGGACUUGAACUUUCAAUUGUUUGAGACAGCAACUCUUUUUAUAACAGUACUUGUGGUGGCAUUUAUGCUACAGGAAGGCACGUCGAACUAUUUUAAAGGCUUUAUGCUCAUAUUAUGCUAUCUCAUAGUUGCCGCAAGCUUUUUUGUGCACGUUGAUCCCAAAUCAACAGGUGACAACAAAUGACAAGUUCCCAACAGAACUGUGAAGUGAUGGGGAAGGCAGAAUGUAGCAAUGUAGCACCCGUGGAUUCCUGAGUUUGAAGAACUUGCUGGUAGCAGCAUCCCAUUAAGGCUUUAAGUUUCAGCUUGAAAUCACAAGGCGCUGAUGCGGCUUUUUUAAGAUAGCAACGACAUCACCCUUCGAGAAACUGUAACUAUAUGGAAUAGCGCACGAGGACCACUAGUCUGUAUUUGCUGUAACCUACACCUGGUUGCAGUUAUGUAAUUGUUCUAUCACGGGAUAUUAAUAUCGAAUGGAUUUGUUAUGUCACGACGGUCUUUGCCGCAAUGCUUAGCUCUUUCUGU
Molecule: messenger RNA, 1857 nt
Organism: Triticum dicoccoides
Lineage: Eukaryota; Viridiplantae; Streptophyta; Magnoliopsida; Poales; Poaceae
Product: vacuolar cation/proton exchanger 2-like
Exons: 12
Coding region: 215-1516 (433 amino acids)
Biological process (GO): calcium ion transmembrane transport; intracellular calcium ion homeostasis
Cellular component (GO): plant-type vacuole membrane
Molecular function (GO): calcium:proton antiporter activity
Source: RefSeq, a predicted model, not a curated record